Molecule: messenger RNA, 567 nt
Organism: Acaulospora colombiana
Lineage: Eukaryota; Fungi; Glomeromycota; Glomeromycetes; Diversisporales; Acaulosporaceae
Source: the annotation of a GenBank genome assembly
AGCCUCUAUGAGAUGCUAAUAGCGGAGAAUAAGGUCAUGUUGGAUCCUUUCGGAGUACAGCUGGAGAAGCUUGGACACCACUGGACACAUUUGAGGUGCAAAUUUAUCGCUCUGGUUCUCAAUUCGAGCAAGAGAAAAGUAAUCCGGAUCAAGGUGGUGAUCGACCCUGAUCUCGAACGUCUCCUUCAGCAGCCCAAGAGAGCGAAGAAAAUAUCGAGCGUCUCGGCCAAUCGACGCAUUUUGGCCAUGAAUAUAACCCUCUUGGAGCGAAUUCCCGUCGAAAUCUGGGAAAAGAUUCUGUACCACGCCACCUUCUCUCCGCUCUUGCCGGUUACAGAAGAUGGAGAACUGACACCCGACUUGGUCGACAAUCUGCUCCUCUUUGAAGACCACUGUCGGAUGUUUGACGUGUAUCGUGUCCAGACGCAAGCGCUAGUCGAGCGCCUACGUCUCGUAUGUCGGCUGUGGGCCAAACUACUCCGACCAAGGACCAAUGAACUAUCACUCGCAACCCUGAGAGAAUACUAUUAUCCAUCUUUUCACGGCACACUCUUCUCGACACGACUG